Molecule: messenger RNA, 963 nt
Organism: Phaeoacremonium minimum UCRPA7
Lineage: Eukaryota; Fungi; Ascomycota; Sordariomycetes; Togniniales; Togniniaceae
Product: putative amino acid permease protein
Exons: 3
Coding region: 1-963 (320 amino acids)
Biological process (GO): amino acid transmembrane transport
Cellular component (GO): membrane
Molecular function (GO): amino acid transmembrane transporter activity
Source: RefSeq, a predicted model, not a curated record
AUGGACAAGGACGCGAAGCUGUCGGCCCUCGAUGCCGAGAAGCAGCCUAUCCAGGCCGGUGCCACUGAGCAACUUGAACGCGGGCUCAAGAGCCGCCAUCUUCAAUUCAUUGCUAUAGGGGGCACGGUUGGUACUGGGGCUAUCACAUACGCAUUGGAGCUUACUGCGGCUGGCCUCAUCAUCCAGUAUUGGAACGCUGAUCUUAGCAUCGGCAUUUUCAUCGCUGUAUUCUGGGUCUUCUUCACUGCCAUGAACUUCUUACCAGUACGAUGGUUUGGUGAACUGGAGAUGUGGUUCUCCAGUAUCAAAGUCGUCACGAUCCUAGGCUUUCUCAUCUUCGGUAUAUGUAUCGAUGCUGGCGUCGGCAAGCAAGGGUAUCUCGGUUUCCACAAUUGGACGUCACCCGGGCCGUUUUCAGAGUACAUGGUCUCCGGCUCAUCCGGAAAGUUUGUCGGAUUCUGGGCAGUAUUAAUCCAAGCAUCCUUCUCUUAUCAGGGCGCUGAGCUCGUCGGUGUAUGCGCUGGAGAAGCCCGUAACCCGCGCAAGACCGUUCCUCGAGCGAUCCGAAACACAUUCUGGGGCAUCCUGUUCCUCUUUGUCUUCACCAUCUUCUUUAUCGGUCUCUUGGUCCCGUCCACCGACGACCGGCUUCAAACGGGUGCCUCCGAUGCUUCGGCAUCUCCAUUGGUCAUUGCUGCAAACUUGGCUGGUGUUCCCGCUUUGCCCGACAUAAUCAAUGCCGUUCUGCUGACCGCAGUGCUGUCUGCGGCCAACUCCAACGUAUAUUCGGGCAGCCGCAUUCUCAUUGCCCUCGCAGAAGAAGGCCAGGCGCCAGCUUUCGUCACUCGAACGAACAAGCAGGGCAUCCCCUAUAUUGCCGUUGCAAUCACCUCUGCUUUUGGUCUCCUAGCAUUCCUCAACUUGUCAGCAAAUGGUGGUAAUGUUUUCAACUGGUUCCUGUAA